AUGUGGAAGAAUGAGACCUCUCUGACUGACUUAUUCCUUGAAGGGCUAUUUGAUGACUCCCUUGCCCAUGUCUUUCUCUUCUCCUUGACCAUGGUGGUCUUCCUGGUUGGGGUGACUGGCAACUCCUUCACCAUUCUCCUCAUCUGUGCUGACUCCCAGCUUCACACCCCCAUGUACUUCCUGCUCAGCCAGCUCUCCCUCAUAGAUCUGGUGCAUGUCACCACCACCAUCCCCAAGAUGGCUGCUAACUACCUCUCUGGCAGGAACUCCAUCUCCUUUGUAGGCUGUGUAGCCCAACACUUCCUCUAUUUGUCUGCUGGGGGUGCUGAAUGUGUUCUUCUAACUCUAAUGUCCUAUGAUCGCUAUGUGGCUAUCUGUCACCCACUGCGUUAUACUGUUAUCAUGAACAGAAGAGUAACAGUGAUGAUGGCUGCCAUGUCAUGGUUGGGAGGAGCCACAAACUCUCUUACUCACACCACGAUCUUAAUGCAAUUCCCUUUCUGUAGAUCUCGAAAAAUCCGCCACUUCUACUGUGAGUUUCCAGCAGUUGUGCAGUUGGUUUGUGGGGACAUCAGUGUUUAUGAAUCCACACAGUUUAUCAGCACUGUUUUACUUUUCCUUGUCCCCAUCCUGCUGGUCUCUACAUCCUAUGCCUUCAUCCUCCGCAGUGUCAUUCAGAUGCGAUCUGCUGGGAGUAAGAGAAAUGCCUUUGCCACUUGUAGCUCCCACCUCACUGUGGUUUUUCUCUUUUUUGGUGCCUGCAUCUUUUCAUAUAUGAGGCCCAGGACACAGCGAACCCCACUGCAGGACAAAGUUGGUGCUGCUUUCUAUAGCAUCAUCACCCCUUCCUUGAAUCCUCUGAUCUAUACUUUGAGAAAUAAGGAUGUAGCCAAGUCUGUGAGAAGAGUGCUGGGGAGAGACAGCAUCACUCACUGA
This is a messenger RNA of Erinaceus europaeus (western European hedgehog), 936 nucleotides long. Its product is annotated as olfactory receptor 2AE1-like. The transcript has a single exon. Gene Ontology annotation, molecular function: G protein-coupled receptor activity; olfactory receptor activity. Gene Ontology annotation, cellular component: membrane. Bases 1 to 936 code for a protein of 311 amino acids. Gene Ontology annotation, biological process: G protein-coupled receptor signaling pathway. Lineage: Eukaryota; Metazoa; Chordata; Mammalia; Eulipotyphla; Erinaceidae. The record is from RefSeq and is a predicted model, not a curated record.